AUGCCGGAAAAGCAAAGUAGUGCUGAUAACGGAUCCGUGAGAGGCCACGACUACAAUGAUGAAGUGGCAGACUCGACUAUGGAAUUCAUCGAAGAAAUACAAGAUAAGGCAAACAAUGAAAGUGGAGCUCAACCAAAAAGCCACCUCGAAGCCGAUGUGAUGGCCAAUCUUAAUGAAAAAACUGUGGAGGCUGACGUAGGGGAUACUGAUGACGAAGAUACCAUGAAAACUGAAGAUACGGAAGAAGCCGAGGAUGAAAAUGAGGAACCUCCCAUUUUGAAAUAUAAACGACUCACACAACUACCUCCGAGAUUUUUCCACAAAGAUCCUGUGAGCACCUGUUUCAUACACCAGAAGCUCUUUAUCUUUGCUACACAUUCUGGAAUUGUACUUAUAUGCAAGCCUGAUUUCACACCAAUCAAAAUAUUCAAGGCACACACAGCAUCAAUUCUUUCAGCCGAUUAUGAUGGUGAGUAUUUUGCAACUUGCUCAAUGGAUGGAACGGUCAUUGUUGGCUUAGUGCAUGAUGAACAAGCGUCAGGCCUGGUCAUCAAUGAUUCUGAAAUGGUGAAAUAUAAUUUUAAGCGUCCAAUUCAUGCAGUAGCUUUGAGCAAGCCGUACUCUAAAACCAAAUCAUUUUUUUGCGGCGGUACAAGUGGAGAUCUUUUGCACUGUACAAAGAAUUGGUUGGGCCAAAGAGUGGAUACGGUGAUUGAUAAAGAUGGAGAAUGUGUCACAAUGAUAAAGUCCGAAAAUGAUCUACUAGUUUGGUGUAAUAGCAAGGGAAUCACCGUGGGACAGAUGAGUACGAGGAAUGAGUUAUUACAUAUUAAGGUUCCAAUUGGAAUGAGCCGACCAGAAUUGUACUGGCCAAAAAUUCAAUUUGUUGACACGGAUAGAAUAUUGAUUGGUUGGGUGGACCAUGCGUGGUACCUCAAAAUUUUUAAUGAAAGCACCAAGAAGAAUGACAGAGGUGAAGAAGUAAAUAAUGGGUUUCACAGUAGCGGUCAAAGUACCAGCAAUGUGUUGAGUACCGCUGCUUCGAGUUUCAAGUUACAUUAUGAUGAAAAGCGAGUAGAAAUAAUAUACCAUGAAAAGCUAUCGGAUUGUUUGAUUGCUGGAAUAUCCGAAUUCAACAACGACUUGAUGGUCUUGAACUAUCUACCGAAGAUAGGGAAGAACCAAUAUUUUCCACCCGAACUGAAAAUUUUAGAUGGUGUUACAUUUGAUGAGUUGAGUGUCGACGAGUUAGUGCUAAAGCGCUAUCAAGGGUUAGGAAUGAAUGACUAUCAGCUACAACAGUAUAGCGUUGAGGGAACUGAGGAUUCAAAGACCGAGAUGAAAUGGUUUUUGGUUUGUGCAAAUGACGCCAUAAUUAUUGAAGAAUUUAGUUUACAUGACAAACUCACCUGGUAUCUUUCCAAAAAACGAUAUUUUGAUGCAUGGGUGUUGAGCGGUUUAUGGUUGGAUCGAUUGGAAAAGCUAAAGAUUGGGAAGAAACAACUAGAGGUUUACUUCAAGGAGAAGAAAUGGGAUUCUGCAUCCGAAUUCACUCAAAAGGUUUUGAAUAUCGAUGGAGGUGAAGAGUUUGAAAAUGAUCAAGAAAAGAUGUCAUACAUCGAUACUGUAGUUGAAGAAUGGAACAAUAUUCUACAGGUAUUCAAAGAAGAAGGAAUUCUCAGCAAGUAUCCAGACAUGUUACCUGUACAUAAAUUUGAAAGUGAAAAGCAAAUAUCUGAAGAGUAUUACGAGGUGCUCUUACAUAGUUUUUUGAAAAACAAAGAGUAUGAGAAGUUGAUUCAUUAUUUGGAACAAUGGGAUCAUAGAUUAUUUGAUCUACAAGACAUACAAUUGCACAUCAAUGAAGUGCUUCUUGACCACGGUGAUAAAGACGAUGACGAAAUUCGGGGGUUGAGAAAAAUAUACAUAGCCAAUAGUUUAGAGCUAGACGAACCUGAGCUUUGUGUGAAGCAGCUGAUUAUUUUGAAAGAUACGACUUUGAUGGAAUUUUUGGAUGAAUACCAUCUCAUUGGAAAGUAUAUUGAGAUGUUACCGCAGAUUAUACUAAUUGGAGUUGAUGAAACAUUAUUGACAAGCAAUGAAUUGGACAAACUUACACAGGAAACCCCAUUAUUCACCAAUGUUCAGAUACUAGUUGAAAACAGCCAUGAAAUUGUCCCUCGAGAUAUUAUAGGAGUCUUUGAAAAAAAAGAUCUUGAGAUUGUGAACUAUAUCUACUUGAAGGAGUUGGGAAAGAUGGACAAGCUUCUGAUCAAGGACUUUGAGGACGAGAUGAUCCGCAUGUAUGCAAAGUUCAAUAAGGGAGAGUUGAAAGGUUUUUUGAAAGAUCACAAAAAGUAUUCCAUUGACGAUGCCAUCAAAGUGUGCGAGGAGUACGAGUGUAAUGAGGAGCUUGUAUACUUGCUGAGCAAGAUUGGAGAGAACCGGAAGGCGUUGACUUUGAUUAUCGAUAAGAUGGAGGACCCGUCAAAGGCGAUAACAUUUGUGCAGUCUGUCAACGAAAAGGAACUAUGGGACUAUUUACUUGACUAUUCGAUGAGCCGGAGUAAGUUUGUGAAGGAGCUGUUGUUGAGUGUGGGCAUGUUGGUUGACCCGAUCCCGGUUGUAAGUCGGAUUCCGCUUGGUGUUGAGAUUCCAGACUUGCAAAAGGCGAUUGUGAAUAUCACCAAAAACGUGAGUCUCGACCGGGAGAUCUACGAGAUCAUCUUAGGGAUUAUUUCCGGAGAGUACAUGGAGAAGAGUUUACACUUGAGAGGAAUACGAACCCGAGGAAGUAUGAUGAGCGAAGUGGAGGUGGCAAUGAUGCGGAAGGACAUUGACAGCUGUUACGUGAAGAUCAGCAAGGAAGUUGGAGGCCUUGUGAAAGAGGAGGAUGUGAUUGGCGAGCGGUGGAGAGGGGACCGGGGGAACAAGGUCGCACACAAGUCGUACCUGAAGUUCAAGAUUGGCGGGUUGUAG
Messenger RNA from Pichia membranifaciens NRRL Y-2026, 2979 nucleotides. RefSeq lists its product as hypothetical. The transcript has a single exon. Gene Ontology annotation, molecular function: protein binding. Bases 1 to 2979 code for a protein of 992 amino acids. Gene Ontology annotation, cellular component: HOPS complex; late endosome. NCBI's taxonomy places the organism in Eukaryota, Fungi, Ascomycota, Pichiomycetes, Pichiales, Pichiaceae. The record is from RefSeq and is a predicted model, not a curated record. Gene Ontology annotation, biological process: macroautophagy; vesicle-mediated transport; cellular response to starvation.